Messenger RNA from Mobula hypostoma (lesser devil ray), 1335 nucleotides. RefSeq names its product synuclein, beta (gene sncb). Gene Ontology annotation, cellular component: axon terminus; neuronal cell body; cytoplasm. Gene Ontology annotation, molecular function: cuprous ion binding. The transcript is spliced from 6 exons. The coding region runs from base 383 to 829 and encodes 148 amino acids. Gene Ontology annotation, biological process: synapse organization; chemical synaptic transmission; synaptic vesicle endocytosis. Lineage: Eukaryota; Metazoa; Chordata; Chondrichthyes; Myliobatiformes; Myliobatidae. The record is from RefSeq and is a predicted model, not a curated record.
CUUGUGUGCGAAAUGUCGUUGUCGGGGUGGAGAGAGGAACGUUUUCAAAUAUGUUUUAAAACAGAAAACUGAUGUUUGCUCGGCUUCACCGUUACACCGCAAUCCCGUUCGACACCUUGGGAAAAAAUUUGAAUUCGUGGUAACGGCAAAGACGCGAGAUCUUCGGUAAAAAUUAUGUAUCCCCUCUUAGGGGAAUUACAUUCCUCGAAAGGGGAGGAUGUGUGAGUGAGUGUCCGUAUGUGGUUACACGGCACUUAGAUGAAAUCACAGGCGCUUUCCGAAGAGCGAUAGAUACGGAGAGGACGGGAGCUUUGAGGGAGCAGUCUUCAGACAGCACCACAGGAGCAGUAGGCUGACAGUGCUCCACUGAUCGAGGACCAAAAUGGAUGUUUUUAUGAAAGGAUUGUCCAAAGCGAAGGAAGGAGUGGCCGCUGCGGCUGAAAAAACCAAGCAGGGAGUAGCAGAGGCAGCAGAGAAAACUAAAGAGGGGGUUCUUUACGUCGGGUCUAAAACCAAAGAAGGUGUUUCAAGUGUCGUUUCAGUGGCUGAGAAGACAAAGGAGCAGGCCUCUUUGGUGGGUGGUGCAGUUAUCACAGGAGUCUCAGCUGUGGCUCAGAAGACAGUGGAUGGAGCUGGAAACAUUGCAGCAGCCACAGGUCUAGUGAAAAGGGAUGAUUUCCCAUCGGAAAUAAAGCCUGAAGAGUUCGGGCAAGAAGCUGUUGAAGAAACCGUAGGGGAAAGUGCAAUGGAAUCAGAAGGUGGAAUUGAAGCUGAAGCAUAUGAAGAGGCUCCACAGGGGGAAUAUGAAGAAUAUGAAGCAGAGGCAUGAGCAGGAAUAUAAAAAGAAAAAUUGGUAUAAAACAAUUACUCUAAUUGUCUUCUAUUGAUUCAAUGAUUCUUUAACUUUUUAUUAAUUUGUUAUAAAGUGUAAAAGGAUUCUUCGUUAGUCAUAAUGUUAUAAGAUUUUAACUGUCACGGUUUAUUUAUUGACUUCCUCCCACCAAAACGAGACCUCGACUUUGUAGAGAUGACAUUGUCUGUGAACUGUUUCAAUAUGAUUUCAUGUGUUUAAGGACAAAUACUAUUGCAAAUGUCAAGUUUGAAUUUCAGAUUAAAUAGCUAUCUAGCUGUACAUUGCUUGUUUGUGACUAAGUAUUUCAUACUAAUUUUUAUACAUUGUUGUACUUGAAUGUUUUACUGUAACAACCAAAUAAGAACUAAGUAGAAUCUUUAUUAUAUUGAAUUGUGGUGUAAACGUAUCCAGCUGAGUCACAAAUCAAACAAACAGAACAAGAUAUGUCUUCUUGCUGAAAAGAAUGCCCACCUGUAAAUAAA